AUGGUCACAAACUGGUAUCAAGCUGAUGGCUUCGACGUCAACGACAAGCCAUACAUCUACAAUGGCGAAUCCAAGGACAAAACUGAGCUUUUUUCAGCCAGCCUCCUAGCUAGUCAUCCAUUUGCUUUUGAAAGAUACGCAACACCCACUGAAAUUACUGUUCUCGAUGCUGUUUGCGCGGCUUUUCGUUUUACGGCCUACAUCGGUGACAACGGCCACCUUGUUACCAAGCCGUCUAGGCGAUUCAUCUAUUACAAUGCCAGAGCCUUGACAGCAAUGGACAAGGCGAAGGACCAUACUCAAUGGCCGCGCCGAGUCCUUCGCAGGCCCUUGGGGAUCCGCGAGGCCUUGAGAGCUGUCAAUGUCUACGGUGCCUCACUAGAAGAAAGAUCUUCAUGGCUGGUUGAGGAGGAGUUUGACUACAAAUAUGAAGUUGUCUGGGGGAUCAACGAACGGCCCACAGAUCUCGCCUACAAUGAAGCUUCAAAAGCACCUAUUCUUGAGCCAUAUCGCCUCGACCACUACCGAUCGGAAGAGGUAAAUAUGUUGGACGAUCAUGAGUCGGCAGUACUGGGAACUUUGACUUUAUCCAAGGUCAGAUUGUGUAUUGCGGAAGGAUAUCCAGUCAUCUUUGCCUUUCAUCUUUUCUGGGACACGUUCAGAUAUGUCAAGCCCGCACAGUCUGGUGAUCAGGGAUAUCCAACGAUAGCAAUGAUCCCAGAAGCGGGACGACUGGCUGGUCCGCCAGAAAAACACACGACACAGGCUGCACUGAUAGUUGCCUUUGAUCACAUCAAGAGACGCGUCCUAGUCCAAAGCAUGAUGGGGUCAGUUUCAUUCUUUUGGAUGUCAUAUGAAUGGAUUAUCAAUGCUCGGGCUACGGAAAGCUUUUGGAUGCUCAGGAACUCAGGAAAACGGGGCAGACAGGAGAUAGUGAACUCUUCCGACGGCACGUGGUAUAAUUGGAAGGACGUAGGGCCUUGGAACCUGGAGCGCAUUCCAGACUCCUGGGCUGUGAGCCAGCUUCCCAAUAGCUCUAUUGCCGUCAUAUCUCGGCAAAAGGGACAUCUAGAUAUCUUCUGGAUUUCGGAGCAUUGUACCGUCGAGCGGGCAUAUCGUGAGCCGCCGCAUCCAGAGUGGAAACGAGAAACAAUACCUCUAGACUUCCCCCCAGGAGACGAAAAGGACCAAGAAGCAAAAGUUCCAUUGCCGGGUGCUAUAGUGGCUGUAUCAGCACACACUGACAAGCUCGAUAUAUUUUGGAUGUCCAAGAAUGGAGCAAUAUGCAACGGCUCCUGGCGACAUGCUGAUCCAACAUGGUAUACAAGGCGUGUUCUUCAGGCGCCAGACGGUAUAGCUGAGCCCCGAGCUGGAUUAGACGCAACCAUUGGUCUAAGAGACACCCCCUCUAGUGAUAAGAUCAAUGUUUAUUGCGUUGGGCCUGAUGGCUCAAUUAAAAAUAUUGCUACGACGAGAAGCUGGACAGGUAUCGACACAGUCACAAUUGUUUCUGGGCCGGGAACCGCUUAUCAGUACGCCAGUCUGUCCGCAGUGGCUAUUGACGAUAUUUAUCAAGAUGAUAGGCCCCAUCGCUUGAUGGAGACAGUCGCUUGGAUAACCCCUGACCGAUCAAUAACUGGAAAGAAACUGGCAAAGGAUACUUCAUGGGUCGAAAUUUGGGAAGCAAAAGCACCAACAGAAACAGUUCGCGAGCAUUCACAUAUUUCAACUACCUAUGGAGUAUGGGACAAGGGGAUAUGGUUAUAUUUCCUCUAUGCCAAUCCCCAAGGGAAGUUGAACAGCGACACUGCCUAUUUUCGCUUUGGCGACGAUAGUCCAUACCCGCAUUAUGAAGAAGAUAUAGGCACUAUAGAAGAAGAAAUGGUUCAAGAAGAUUCCGAUAUUAAGGCUGUGUCGUGGAAACAGAAUGGAAAAUGGACUGAAUUAGCUCUGUGGCAGAACCAAGGGGGCAAUGUCUGGAUGAAUACAAUUCAAGCUGGAGCAAAACCUAUAACAUUAAAUAACAACCGUGUCGUCCGGAGGGGAAGCCCGUUUGGACUUGCUACAUAUGGAGGAAAGCCCAUCAUGGCUAUGAAACUUGAUGAUGGGUUUAUUGGAGUCGGUUAUUGGGGUGGCUUCAACUUUUGA
Fusarium subglutinans is the source of this 2148-nucleotide messenger RNA. RefSeq lists its product as uncharacterized. The record is from RefSeq and is a predicted model, not a curated record. The coding region runs from base 1 to 2148 and encodes 715 amino acids. The transcript has a single exon. NCBI's taxonomy places the organism in Eukaryota, Fungi, Ascomycota, Sordariomycetes, Hypocreales, Nectriaceae.